AUGUCUACAAUCGGCGAGCUGGACCAUGGUGCACCUAUCUUCAAAGCUGUGUCGAGUUCCGCCAGACAGCUAUUCCAACUUCUUAACUGCAUACGUUUUGCACCAAAGGCUCAGGUGCAGAUCAGCAAUGAAGGACUUCGGUUCGCGGUAGAGGAAUCGAGAGUGAUGCAAGGGAUUGUCUUUCUCGAUAAAGCACUCUUCACCACCUUCAAUUGUACUCUUCCAGGACCGGAGCCUUCUGGCGAUGACCCUGAUUCUGCCACGGCCGACCUUCCAAACUUCUCUAUCUCUCUCUCCGCUCUCCUCGAGACUCUUCAAAUCUUUGGUGCAGCAGAUAUUGCCACUACUCGAUUCUCAAAGCCCGAUAGUGAUGCUUACGGGAGCAACAUCCGUCCCGGCCGUCCAAACGCUUUCAGCAACCAAGCUCUUGGCAUGGCAGGAGUGUGUCGACUGUCCUACGCCGGCAUCGGAUCACCCUUCAGUAUCAUUCUUGAAGAAUCGGGGGUGACGACGACAUGCAACCUCAACACAUAUGAACCAGAAGGUGCGGAGGAGAUCCCAUUUCAACGAGAUGCUAUGCAAGUGAAGAUCAUUAUGCAAGCACGUUGGCUUUUCGAUGCCGUCUCUGAACUUUCGUCGACAUCGCCCAGUCGGUUGGAUAUCACAGCUCAUACAGGCGCUCCGUAUCUAAGCCUCUCCGCUGCUGGGCCACUUGGCAGUGCUAGUGUUGAAUUCGCCAAAGGCAGAGACCUGUUGGAGACCUUUACCGUGGCUGAAAAGUGGACGCAGAGCUACAAAUUUGAGAUGAUCAAGGCAGCUGCAGAAGCUAUGAGGUUGGCGAGCAAGGUCAGCGUCAGGGGUGAUGAACAAGGUGUUUUGAGCUUGCAGUUUAUGGUUGAGGUUGAGGGGGGUGGGAUUAGCUUCGUUGAUUUCAGAUUUGUUCCCUUUAUCCGCGACGAGGAUGAGGAAGAUGAGGGUAGCAGCCAGGAGGAAGAAGAGGAUUACGAGGAUGAAGACGCUUGA
Messenger RNA from Hyaloscypha bicolor E, 1023 nucleotides. RefSeq names its product Rad1-domain-containing protein. Bases 1 to 1023 code for a protein of 340 amino acids. The transcript has 2 exons. Gene Ontology annotation, cellular component: checkpoint clamp complex. The record is from RefSeq and is a predicted model, not a curated record. NCBI's taxonomy places the organism in Eukaryota, Fungi, Ascomycota, Leotiomycetes, Helotiales, Hyaloscyphaceae. Gene Ontology annotation, biological process: DNA damage checkpoint signaling; DNA repair.